Molecule: messenger RNA, 1134 nt
Organism: Rhagoletis pomonella (apple maggot)
Lineage: Eukaryota; Metazoa; Arthropoda; Insecta; Diptera; Tephritidae
Product: integral membrane protein 2B-like
Biological process (GO): negative regulation of amyloid precursor protein biosynthetic process
Cellular component (GO): plasma membrane; extracellular exosome; Golgi apparatus
Molecular function (GO): amyloid-beta binding
Source: RefSeq, a predicted model, not a curated record
AGUAUUCAAACGCGAAGUUAAAUCUGUGGCGGAUUCUGGCAAGUUUGCGGAAUUUAUGGGCAAAGGUGUCGUCGAAUUCCAUUUGAUAAAUAUAGAUGAUAUAGAGCAGUUUGAAAAGAAGCAGCAGUAAAGGAAAUGAACUUAAUUAAUUUCAGUGCUCGCGGACAUAGCAUGCAGUUGAGUUUAUGAUUGUAAAACUUGAUGUUGCUGGAUUUACUAAUCAGCUAUUUUUAAAUCUAAUAAUUGAAGCAUCAAAUAUUUGUUCGUAGGCUUGCAUAGUCAAUGACGUGAUGCAAUGUCUACCUUGCUUUAGAAAAUUAUUGGGGAAACAUUUUCUUAGUUUUCAUAAAUUUUACUGUAUUAUUCGCAGCUUUUAUUAUUGUACGCAGAAUAAUUUUUAAAAUAAAUUUAAAACACUACUCCACAAAUUAUGUGAGAAUCGAAUGAACGUAAGAACAAAACAAAACAAUUUCUGCUAGUCUUGGGUCGCUGAAUACGAAAAUAAUACCCAUGUUUGUUUUACAAGAGAUAUUUGUGAGAUUUUUUUCAAAACCCAAAUAUCUCAUGAAAAAGUCAUCCGAUUAAGGUAAGCAGUUCCAAAGGUAUUGAUGUGUCCUUACCAAAUAUAUAUAAUUUGAGCAGAUGUAAGUAAAAAUGAUUAGUGUUGUCAGCAACCAAAGUCGAAAAAGUUAAAUUUCCAAUCAUUUUUGUAAAGUAGUCAGUUUUAAUUGAUGAUUUUUGAUUAAACAUUUAUUUUAAGUAUUUUUUAAAUUCAAUUUUCGACCAAAAGUGUGAUUGUGUCAAAACCAUUUGAAAAAUAUUGGUAUUGUUCUCGUGUUCAGCGACCCGAAGUUAGCUUGGAAAAUUAUCUUUUAAGACAGGUUAAUUUUCCGUGUAAACUAGUGAAAUAUUAGUUAAAACAUGCAUAAAGUUAGCAAUCGACCAUGGUCACCAAAAUAUAAAAAAGAAAUAUCGUUGUAAAAAUUAAACACGAACACGUUCCAAAUCCUAAAAUAGCAAUUAUUGUGCAUAUGAAACCAUUGUGUACCUAAACUUAAAUUAAUUGUGGAAAAUAAUAAAAUCGUGUUAGAUCCAUUCCAGCGAAGAUGACACCACAGGUAAAAAAAUAAAUUA